AUAACAUACAGCCCGCCCGCAACCGUAAACAACAACGAUAUCAGAAAUGUGACGACUGCUUCAUUUUUUGGGCAAAGAAAAGUCAAUCAUUUCCACAGGGCCCUACCAGCUGUGCGAUUAUACUCACCCACAACCGCCUCCCAACAUGCAUCAUUAUCCCGGCCCACUCCGGCGCCUCGGUAUCGUACCCGGCACAGUCCGCCUGACAGCCAUCAUCCUAGAGGUCCUCAGCUUUGUCUUCCUCUGCAUACGGCAUGACCCGGAUUACAACUGGACGACCAGCUACGUGAUACUCGCCUACCUGAUCCUCAUCGACCUGAUAGAGAUCGCCUGCCUGUGCGGGCAGGCCCGGGGCUGGUUCCUGUCUGCGCUGCCGAUGUUGAUCGCGGGCGACGCCAUCGGCGCCCUUGCGCUGGUCUGCUCGAGGGACUGGUACGGGCUGUGGUACUGGCAUGGGCCGUGGUACACCAUGCAGCACCAGAUUGGGUCUGGGCUGUUCUUUGCAUUGCCGAUCCUCCGCUUCAUUUUGCUCAUCCUAGCUGUGUUUGAGUACAAGUACGAGGUUGAUCAGGACCGGGUAUUGGCGGCCGAGAGGGAGUGCCUGCUGCCUCGGUAGAUACUCGCACGAUUUUGGCAGACUUCCUGAAGUCCCUUUCAUUGACAGGCAAAGCUCCGAGUCACGCAAGUUUGAGGCCGUGAACAAAGCGCAUUUUUGGUUCAAGGCUGGCAUGUUGGAAGAAAAAAGCGUUUCCUGGAUGUGGGCCAGAAUGAUCGCUGAACCCGGCAUAGAUCGAGUCAGGGGUGGCCGAUGUGGAUAAUGAUUGUCAAGAUUAACAAGAUCUAUAAACUAAAUCUACACUAGGUCCCGAUGGCUGAGCCCCUGCACCGGUUGGCGACUCAUGCCUCGGGGAUGUCACUAUGUGCCGGGACAAUCGCGGGACGAUUCCGGACAAUUACGCAGUUGCACGCGUGUUCUCGAGUACGUACAAGCUAGCAGUACCAUGGUCUGGCACAAUUGUCUAUGCGUUUGUUACGCA
Molecule: messenger RNA, 1037 nt
Organism: Diaporthe batatas
Lineage: Eukaryota; Fungi; Ascomycota; Sordariomycetes; Diaporthales; Diaporthaceae
Exons: 3
Coding region: 146-616 (156 amino acids)
Source: RefSeq, a predicted model, not a curated record